Molecule: messenger RNA, 1374 nt
Organism: Cynoglossus semilaevis (tongue sole)
Lineage: Eukaryota; Metazoa; Chordata; Actinopteri; Pleuronectiformes; Cynoglossidae
Gene: onecut3a
Product: one cut homeobox 3a
Exons: 3
Coding region: 1-1374 (457 amino acids)
Biological process (GO): regulation of transcription by RNA polymerase II
Cellular component (GO): nucleus
Molecular function (GO): DNA-binding transcription factor activity, RNA polymerase II-specific; RNA polymerase II cis-regulatory region sequence-specific DNA binding
Source: RefSeq, a predicted model, not a curated record
AUGGAAAACAUUGGAAAUCUUCACGGUGUACCUCACUCCCAUCAAACCAGCGACUUAAUGAACUCCCAACACGCGCGCCAGUCUUCGGCGUCGCAUCGAAACUUGGUGUCGCAUGGACGCUCGGCCAUGGUGUCCAGCAUGGCCUCCAUACUGGAGGGAGCGGGGGACUAUCGCACUGACCACUCUCUGUCUGGACCCCUGCAUCCUGCCAUGAGCAUGUCCUGCGACUCCGGCAUGAGCCUGAGCAGCACCUACACGAGGCUGACGCCGCUGCAACACCUGCCCCCCAUAUCCACUGUCCCCUACACGCCGCUGACGCCGCUGCAACACCUGCCCCCCAUAUCCACUGUGUCGGAGAAAUUUCACCAUCCACACCCACAUGCUCACCAUCAUCCGGCCCACCAGCGACUCACUGCCGGGAACGUCAGCGGCAGCUUUACCCUAAUGAGGGACGACCGAAGUCUCGCGUCUAUGGGUAACCUUUAUGGCCACUAUCCUAAAGAUAUGUCCGGCAUGGGGCAGCCUCUGUCCCCUCUGUCAAACGGUCUGGGGUCUUUGCACAGCUCCCAGCAGACUCUCAGCGCCUACGGCCCUGCAGGGGCUCAUCUCUCCAACGAUAAGAUGCUCUCCUCGGGGGGCUUUGAGUCCCACGCAGCCAUGCUGUCCCGGGGCGAAGAGCACCUGGCCCGGGGUCUCGGUGGCCACGGUGCCGGGCUCAUGAGCUCCUUGAACGGCAUACAUCAUCACAGCCAUCCGCACUCUCAGGCAAACGGGUCCAUGCUGUCAGACAGGGACAGGCAGACGGUGGUGGGAGGCGGGCAGGGAGCAGGGUCAGGGCAGGUGGAGGAGAUAAACACCAAAGAGGUGGCACAGCGAAUAACAGCAGAGUUGAAGCGUUACAGCAUCCCCCAAGCCAUCUUCGCUCAAAGGAUCUUGUGCCGGUCCCAGGGAACUCUGUCAGACCUGCUGCGGAACCCUAAACCGUGGAGUAAACUCAAGUCUGGCCGGGAGACCUUCAGGAGGAUGUGGAAGUGGCUGCAGGAGCCCGAGUUCCAGAGGAUGUCAGCGCUCAGGCUCGCAGCCUGCAAGCGUAAAGAACAAGAGCAACACAAGGACCGCAACACCGCUCCAAAAAAACAACGUCUGGUCUUCACUGACCUGCAGCGCCGCACGCUCAUCGCCAUCUUCAAGGAGAACAAGCGUCCGUCCAAGGAAAUGCAGAUCACCAUCUCUCAGCAGCUCGGCCUGGAGCUCAGCACCGUCAGCAACUUCUUCAUGAAUGCACGCCGUCGCUGUGUGGACCGCUGGCACGACGACCAUGGCGCCAGCCCCGGGCAGCCUGGCACGUCUGCCACCACCUUCUCCAAGGCCUGA